Cercospora beticola is the source of this 1647-nucleotide messenger RNA. RefSeq lists its product as uncharacterized. Gene Ontology annotation, molecular function: ATP binding. Lineage: Eukaryota; Fungi; Ascomycota; Dothideomycetes; Mycosphaerellales; Mycosphaerellaceae. The record is from RefSeq and is a predicted model, not a curated record.
AUGGCGACGCUCUUCGCCCGGCGCCAGCUCUAUCGCGUCUCAAUCAGCAGCCUCCGGCUGUCCACGCCACAGCGAAGAUGUUUCUUUGGCAUGGGCGAGAUCCUAGGUGUCCUCACCAAUCCAGCAGAGACGUUACGCCAGCUCAAGGAGUCCAAGGACAUGCUACAAAAGGCCAAAGAGGAGACCGAGCUGCGUAAUGAAGCCAAGAAGAUUCCGCCGAAGCAUACAUUCUCGAAAUUGCCUGGUUUCCAUGGCCGCAAAGUUGAGCAGGAGCUCCUGCGAAAGGUCUUAUCGAAUACACCAAAGUUGACUGUGAUGUUUGGCGCUACCAGCGUGGGCAAAACAGCACUUUUGAGGGAAGUGCUCGCGACCGAGGACUUUUUCGUUGUGAAGUUCGAUCUCAGAAUUAGUGGUUUUGCUGAUCUGAGGACUUUGUAUAUUGCUCUUUGUGAGCAGUUUGAACGCUUUUUCGAGGAGAUGCACGAUGAGGAGAUGGAUAAGAACAAACUCACGUUUAAGCACCGGCAACUGGAAUUGCUCGAAAAGGAGAAGCCAGAUAAUGCUGGUAAUGCUGGAUAUACGGUUACUGUUGCGGAUCUGGCGAGCUUGAUGGAAUCUCUGCAGAGCUGUUUGCUCAAGUAUUGGGAGUAUGAGCCCAAGACUGGGAAAGAGGAAGGUGACGAGCAAGGCGCCAAGGCUCGUCAGGUGGAUGCUACAAAGCCAUCGUCAGCUUUGGAGUAUGCAAAGUCCAAGACUACGCAGAAGGAAGGUGAAGGCGAGGGCGAAGAAGAGGCUGCGGAGCCGUUCAAGAAGCGACCAAUCGUAUUCCUUAUGGACGAAGCCCACAAGUUGCCUGCACUGGUCAACGAUCGACUAAGCUUGAAAGUCUUCCUCGAUACUCUGCUUGUUCUGACCAAACAGGACCGACUAUGCCAUGUCAUUUUGUCAACCAGCGAUUCUUUCUUCCAUCACUUUCUGCGAAGCAUGAAUGUUGGACACCACACACAACUUCUGACAAUUGGAGAUUGCUCAAAGGAAGAGACUCGGGCUUACUUCGAUGGUACCAUUCAAGAGAUGGUUCCAGAACACCUACAGCACAAGUUAAGCUUUGACGAUGUCUACGAGGCCUUUGGUGGAAAACUGGCCCAUAUCAACGACUACGUCAGCAGCUGGGUCAAUGCCGAAGGCGAACUUCCGGUCUAUCAGAGCGCAGUCUUUGUCCAGGCUUACACACUCCUGCAAUUUCAUCUGACCAAAAGCACGUUCCAGACUUACUCUCCUUUAUCCGUGGCGACGGCAGGAACCAGCACAGCAGCUGAUGAUGCCACUUUUACACCGGAACAUCUGAUACACGUGAUGAAGAAGCUCGUUGUAUCACCUUAUUCGCUGCCAUACUUCCAAUUGUGUCGGGAGAUUGGCACGAAUGAAGUGGACUCCAUGAUCAAGACCAGGAUUCUUGAAUUACGAUGGACGAGGAGCGUAACACCCGAAGACUCUGCUGCUGAGCAGGUCUGGUCCAACGAUGGGAUACAGAGACCUGUUGUCCUCCCAAUGACUCGCAUUGUUAGAAGAGCAAUGGAGGUGGUGCUGAAAGAGAUUGCAGAGGCUGGUGAUACAACUCACAAAGCAGACUCAGAAGCACGAUAG